AAUUAUAAACUCGAUCAAAUGCGGCAAACUACAUUUCCCAUUUUCCCCUACUGGGCCAUGUCGUCUUCAGGUACACGUGGAAAAUAGGCUUUCUAUCUACGCACAGCCUCCAAAAUAGCAUUAAAUGUUCCAAACCGACACCAUUUAACAUGCCUACAUAACAAAAACAAAAACAAUCUAUCGGCAAGAAAGGGUGUUCCAGUACAGGUGCCUAAAUAGUCUUGAUUAGGUACAAUAUUUGUGAAUAAGACUCGAUAUUGACGUCAUUGUUGAAAAGAUUAAAAACAAAGCUGUCGACUCAGUCCAAAAGAUGGCUGUCGCCAGAAUGUUUAACAUUAUACUGUUUAUGUUAUUCACACGGUUAAAAGUAGACCAAUAUUGUCUGCGAAGGAAAGUGUUACGAUUUGGAGAGGACCCUGAAUGCAACGUGACCUUUCACACUACACACUCGUGAGUAUUUUGUCUUUACACACGCACACACGUUUCAUCGGCUGACUUGGCCGGAACUGUACCAGCCAGUUAGCAGCUAGCUGUUAGCAGAGCCAACAUGGAGGAGUUUUUGUCGAGUUGCCGCUCAGCAGUGAAGGCAAACACAGAUUCAUCGAGACAGCCAUUCCAUGUGGUUCUGGGAAACGAGGCAUGUGACCUGGACUCCAUGGUGUCAACCCUUGUGUAUGCCUACUUCCUGUUCAAGACACGUGGCAGCGAGGUCCCCAGCAUCCCGCUGCUCAACAUCCGCCAGGCGGACAUGGUUCUUCGUCCGGAUAAUAUCUUCCUGCUGCGUCAGAUUGGCUUGUCUCCGGACCUCCUUCUCUUUCGGGACCAGCUGGACUUGGGAGCUCUGCGGAGAGCUGGACGGCUUGUUCUCACCUUGGUGGACCACAACAUCCUUCCCAGUUUAGACAGCGACCUGGAGGGGGCAGUGGUGGAGGUGAUUGACCAUCACCUGCUGGAGCGCGAGCCCCACCCCUCCUGCCCUGUCACUGUGGAGAUGGUGGGCUCCUGUGCCACCUUGGUGACAGAAUGCCUCAUCCAGAAAGCUCCGGAGAUCCUAGACCAGCAGCUCGCUCAGCUUCUCUACGCAACAAUCCUAACGGACUGUGUCAACAUGGCGCCAGCAGCAGGCAAGGUGACCCCUAAAGACAGUCAGUACACAGCAGCCCUAGAGGCGCGGUUCCCCUCCAUGCCACCGCGGGGCGCUCUCUUCCAGGCUCUGCACAACGCAAAGUUUGACGUGUCAGGUCUGAGCACUGAACAAAUGUUGUUGAAGGACAUGAAAAGUCUCUCGGAAAGUUUGUAUAUCGCAGUGUCAGUCCUCUACCUCCCACUAGAGGUGUUCAUGCAGAGGGCGGAGCUGGAUUUGGAGCUCUCACAAUUCUGUCACAAGUUUGGGUUUGAGCUGCUCGUCUUGAUGAGCAUCUCCUUCACAGAGGGGAACGAGCCAAUCAGAGAGCUGGCACUGUUCAGCCACAGCGUCCCCUGCAGGGAACAGUUGAGCCAGUAUCUGGAGCAGGCUGGAAACCCUGCUCUCAACCUCUGUCCAAUCAGCAGCCCUCAUCCUCACAUCACAGCGUAUCACCAAGGAAACUCUUUGGCGUCCCGUAAGAAGCUGCUGCCCCUCAUUAAAGAUUUCCUGAGGGCGCGCGACGGCGAUGCUGAGGAAGACAGGGAGUCUCUGGUGCCCCCCACACCCAUGAACAGCCUGGUGGAUGGCUGCCCCCUGGACGCCGGCCUGCCCGCCAUCAGCGAGCAUGCUCUGGAGGAGAAGUUCAGCAGGAUGACUGACAGAAGAGGUCCUUGACCUGACAAUCAUUUGAAAAACAUUUUAAUUUUUUUCUUCUGUUGGACUUAAACUUGACAUUUACAACUCUAUUAAUAAUUACAUCUGAUAAUAUUUUGACUUUUUAAAAUGAAUAAACACUAUAGUAAUACACACACA
Messenger RNA from Doryrhamphus excisus (bluestripe pipefish), 1939 nucleotides. RefSeq names its product prune exopolyphosphatase (gene prune1). Gene Ontology annotation, cellular component: cytoplasm. Lineage: Eukaryota; Metazoa; Chordata; Actinopteri; Syngnathiformes; Syngnathidae. Gene Ontology annotation, molecular function: exopolyphosphatase activity. The record is from RefSeq and is a predicted model, not a curated record.